CGUCCCGCGGGAAGGGCCAGGGCGGGGCGACCUUUGCUAGGUCCCAGAGUAGCCCUGCCGCGGAGACGGGUUUUUUUGCGCUCCCAAGAGCGCGCCGCUUCCUUCUCGCCCCUCCCACCGGGACGGGUUUGGCCUGGGCAGUCGUUUCUGGGCGCCCGCACUUUGGACCGUGGUUUCGGCCAGACCCGCCCGCGAGUGGUUUCGAUUGCGGACAGCGGCCUGGAGGAGGGCGGAGCGGCUGAGACGCGAAGAAGAAACUAGGGGCGAUCCGCGUAGUGGAGACGGUCUUGCGCCUGAGCCCGAGAGCAGCCGGAGAGAGCAGUGUGCAGGCCCCCAGCCCGCGGCGGCGCCCGUGCCAACUUCAGGGGCCGAAGCCCGAGGUUACUCCGGACGCGCCCGGGCGGGAGAUCUCGAGGCCGCUGGGCCGAGAAGGCGUCUGCUAAGAAGGCAGCAGGUGCGCUGUCCCGCGGGAGCGCAGCGCCGCGCCUGGGGAUGCGGACGCCGGUGGUGAUGACGCUGGGCAUGGUGCUCGCGCCCUGCGGGCUGCUGCUCAACCUGACGGGCACCCUGGCGCCCGGCUGGAGGCUGGUGAAGGGCUUCCUCAACGAGCCUGUGGACGUGGUGCUGUACCAGGGUUUGUGGGACAUGUGCCGCGAGCAGAGCAGCCGCGAGCGUGAAUGCGGCCAGACGGACAAGUGGGGCUACUUCGCAGCCACGCCGGUGGUUGUGGCUCGAGGACUCAUGGUCACGUCACUGGCUGUCACGGCCCUGGGGCUGCUGCUGGCUUCGCUCGGCGUGCGCUGCUGGCAGGACGAGCCCCGCUUCUUGCUGGCGGGCGUCUCCGGCGUGGUGCUCUUCCUCGCGGGCCUCCUUAGCCUCAUCCCAGUCUCCUGGUACAACCACUUUCUGGCAGACCGCGCCGUCCUGCCCGCCCCAGCCAGCCCGGUCACCGUGGAGGUGAGCUACAGCCUGGUACUGGGCUACCUGGGCAGCUGCCUGCUGUUGCUGGGCGGCUUCUCGCUGGCCCUCAGCUUCGCGCCCUGGUGCGAGGAGUAUUGUUACCGCUCCCACAAGAAAACCGCUGGCAGCCCGCGCCGCCCCAGCAUCAGCACCGUGUAUGUCGAGCCCGCGCUUACGCCCGCAAUCAAAUACUACAGCGACGGCCAACACAGGCCGCGGCCCGCCGAGUUUGGCGCCACCAACAAGCCCAAGGUGGGCUUCCCCAUGCCCCGGCCACCGCCCAAGGCCUACAACAACCCGGGGGACGUGCUCGACGGGGAGACGGUGACGGACUCCCAGGGCGCCUCCUCGCGCAGCACCCGGCCGUGCCACAGCUCCCUGCCCUGCGACUCCGACCUGUAGACAGUGCCCCCGCAGCCUGCUCUGGCCAGCUGUGUGUGAUUAAGGACUCGCCUCACCACGGUUUAACCUUGAAGUUGUCUGUUACCUUGAUGCUGGAAACGCCUGGCUUGAAGUGGGAACCCGGGACACGUAUUCUUGUUCCUGUAACUGGUUCGAAGGGCGAUCUUCUUUUCCUAUGGCCAAACAUAGAGGAAAGAGGCAUGAGAACUACAAAAAUUGACCAAAUAUUAAACCAGGUUAUAUUCAGACAUAGGAACCUGGCUGAUCUGCAUACCGCCAGACCGCGGGGAACCUAGGAAG
Pteropus alecto (black flying fox) is the source of this 1662-nucleotide messenger RNA. RefSeq names its product claudin 23 (gene CLDN23). The coding region runs from base 493 to 1362 and encodes 289 amino acids. The transcript has a single exon. The record is from RefSeq and is a predicted model, not a curated record. Gene Ontology annotation, biological process: cell adhesion; bicellular tight junction assembly. Gene Ontology annotation, molecular function: structural molecule activity. Gene Ontology annotation, cellular component: plasma membrane; bicellular tight junction. NCBI's taxonomy places the organism in Eukaryota, Metazoa, Chordata, Mammalia, Chiroptera, Pteropodidae.